Messenger RNA from Archocentrus centrarchus (flier cichlid), 1692 nucleotides. RefSeq names its product ubiquitin specific peptidase 18 (gene usp18). NCBI's taxonomy places the organism in Eukaryota, Metazoa, Chordata, Actinopteri, Cichliformes, Cichlidae. The coding region runs from base 148 to 1197 and encodes 349 amino acids. The record is from RefSeq and is a predicted model, not a curated record. Gene Ontology annotation, biological process: protein deubiquitination. Gene Ontology annotation, cellular component: nucleus; cytosol. The transcript is spliced from 10 exons. Gene Ontology annotation, molecular function: cysteine-type deubiquitinase activity.
AAAGAGAGGCUGAGGCUGUUUAUGUGACGCUGGUGUUUACAGUGAAGUGACAGCGGCGUUAAACUCCGAGAUAUAAGAAACUUGACUUCUGAGACCCUCCGACAAUAAACCGAACUGACCGCUGAAGAAGAGGCGAAGUCUGUACUGAUGUCUUCUGGGAUCUACAGCUUUUUUACAACCCUUUCUCCGAGGAAUCUCUCUUUGGUGUUUACAAGAAUGAGAGGCCUCACGAACUACCAUCUAUCAUGCUGUGUGAACAGCUUGCUUCAGACUCUCUCUGCUACCUGUGAAAUAACAGACCUACUGGAAAGGUGGGAUGUAGCUGGCGUGAGAGGAGAUGGUCGUAAUGUCCCGCUGCAUCUAAAGAGAGCUCUUGCGGCCAUGCGGGCGGACGUCCCUCAGCCUGCGCCACAUUGUGACUUCCUCCACUGUCUGGACCAAAACUGCUUUCGACUUAAUGUGCAGCAUGACGCGGAUGAGGUGUUCUUCUCAAUUCUGAACUUCAUUCAGCAGCAGAUGGAUGACAAAGCUCUGGCUCAGGAAAUUCAGAAUCUGUACAAGAUUUCAGUGGAGACAUACCUGCAGUGUUUAGAGUGCAACUCUGUCCAAACCCGAACCAGCUACAUGCUCAGCCUGCCUCUAUAUGUAAAGGAGGAUCACAACUCUCUGGAAGGCUGCAUGAACUCCUUCUUCGAGCAUCAGGAGCUCAGGGGCAUAAACUGCUGCUUUUGUGUACAGUGUGAAACUAAGAAACCAUCCAAACAGGGUAUCAAACUCCUCUCCCUGCCUCGUAUCCUGUGCAUGAACCUGAAACGAUUUCGGAACAGGUGUGGUUUCACCCGGAAACUUGACUGCAUGGUUACUUUUCCAGAAACCUUUGAUUUCUCUAAAACUCUUAAAGAAGUGUUCUCUGCAGACUUUGCCCAGAAUGAGUGCAAGUACACUUUGUACGCAGUAGUAGUGCACUCUGGUUAUGCAAUGUGUGGGCACUAUACUGCUUACGUCCGCCACAGGGAGAACAAGCGCUGGUACUAUGCAGAUGACAGCCACGUAGAGCAGGUGUUUGAUUCUCAUGAACAUCCACAGACCUCCUGGGAAAAAGUGCAGACAGCAUAUGGAGGAAGAAACACGGCAUACAUGCUAAUGUACAGAAGAGAUUCAGAAGAAGAGGGGCGGCAGCCUGAACUGUUUGGCUGAGUGGAUGGGUGCAAACAAAUCAGGGGACAUGGUGCAAUAUAAUAUGGAAAACUUUUAUUUUAUGGAACUAAUUUGUAGGAAUUUCUGAUUUUGUUCUACAAUGCAAAAGGUUUUAUCUUCUAUAUUUCUCCUAAUCUCACUGAGCUCAACCAGCAAAGUAAUUUGUAUGAAGGACCAGUAGGUGGCGUUGAAGACUUUAAGCAGGAAAGGGUUUUCCACUUUCAGACCACACACACACACACUGUGAACACACUCACUGAUACUGGGGGGUUGGUCUCAAGUGAAUGCUUAGUUUAGAUAUUUGCUGUUUUGGGGAAAAUACCUGCAGUAAGAUCUGGUGUGCAUUUUUUCCUGACAGUGCUGUAUAUGAGUCAUUCAUGCAGAACACUGAAUGCAUUUUUUUCUCAUAUGGGUGACAACAUCAGCUUCUAUUUUAUGUAUUGUGUCUUCCUACAACUUAUUUAAACACUAUUAAAACUAAUAUGUGAUAUUAAA